CUAGAAGAGACUUAGCCCUGCAGGUUGGCCUCACCAGGUACCCUCUGGUUCCCUGCAGGACGUGGAGCGGGCAGGAUGGGUGUCCAGACAUGCUGAUCUCACCUCAAGACAGCCAGCCAGCAUCCUGGUCAUGGAGGACUGCAGUGUGCACUCGGCUGCCAGCAUCCUGGCCUCGGUGAAGGAGCAGGAGGCACGCUUCGAGCGGCUGACUCGGGCGCUGGAGCAGGAGCGGCGCCAUGUGGCCCUGCAGCUGGAGCGUGCCCAGCAGCCUGGUGUGGGCAGUGGUGGCAUGGGCAGUGGGCAGCCCCUGCCGAUGGCCUGGCAACAGCUUGUCCUACAGGAGCAGAGCCCAGGCAGCCAGGCCUCGCUGGCCACCAUGCCAGAGGCGCCCGAGGUGCUGGAGGAGACAGUGACGGUAGAGGAGGAUCCUGGCACCCCCACCUCCCACGUGUCCAUCGUCACGUCAGAGGACGGCACCACCCGUCGCACUGAGACCAAGGUCACCAAGACGGUCAAGACGGUGACCACACGGACAGUGCGCCAGGUACCUGUGGGCCCAGAUGGCCUCCCCGUGCUGGAUGGCGGCCCCCCGCUGGGCCCCUUCACCGAUGGCCCUCUGGACCGGCACUUCCUGCUGCGUGGGGGCGGCCCUUCUGCCACGCUCUCCCGUGCCUGCAUCAGCAGUGGGGGCGGCUUUCCCGAUGAGCCCCGUGAUGUCCCCAGCUACGGCAGCCUGUCCCGUGGGCUGGGCGUGCGGCCCCCCCGUGGAGGCCUCCAUGGCCCGGGUCCCAGCGACGGCUGCUUCACGCUGCCUGGCCGCCGGGAGGCCUUCCCUGCAGGCUCUGAGCCUGUGCCGCCCGCCGGCCGCUCCCAGCCUGAGCGGUUCCAGGCAGAGCCGUAUGGCUUGGAGGACGACACUCGCAGCCUGGCUGCUGAGGAUGAGGGUGGCCCGGAGCUGGAGCCUGACUGCAGCACAGCCACAAGGAGAAGGCCGGACUGUGGGCGAGGCCUUCGGACCAGGCAUGUGGCAAGAGCAGGCUCUGGGACAGGGGAGAUUACACUGGGCACCCUCCCCACGAGUCUGGAGCGUAAGAAGCUGAUGACAGUGCCCGGUACCUGCUGCCCCUGCUCCAGCCAGAUGGCCAGGAAGACACGGGCCCAGGGGCUCAGCGUGUUUUUCAUCCUCUCCCACGUGCACAGUAGCAGCCAGAAUCCACGCUGGCGGGACCCUGAGCUGCCCGAGGUGCUGGCCAUGCUGCGGCACCCUGUGGACCCCGUGAAGGCCAACGCAGCCGCCUAUCUACAGCACCUAUGCUUUGAGAACGAGGGCAUCAAGCGUCGCGUGCGGCCUCGGGGGCUGCCGUUGCUCGUGGCUCUGCUGGACCACCCGCGAGCAGAGGUGCGGCGCCGGGCCUGCGGGGCCCUGCGGAACCUCUCGUACGGCCGGGACUCCGACAACAAGGCCGCCAUCCGGGACUGUGGCGGCGUGCCCGCCCUAGUGCGCCUGCUGCGGGCUGCCCGGGACAGCGAGGUCCGCGAGCUUGUCACAGGCACGCUCUGGAACCUGUCAUCCUACGAGCCCCUGAAGAUGGUCAUCAUUGACCAUGGCCUGCAGACGCUGACCCACGAGGUCAUUGUGCCUCACUCGGGCUGGGAGCCAGAGCCCAAUGAGGACUCCAAGCCGCGGGACGCUGAGUGGACGACUGUCUUCAAGAACACAUCGGGCUGCUUGAGGAAUGUGAGCUCAGAUGGCGCAGAGGCCCGGCGGCGACUCCGUGAGUGUGAGGGGCUGGUGGACGCGCUCCUGCAUGCCCUGCAGUCGGCCGUGGGCAGGAAGGACACGGACAACAAGUCGGUGGAGAACUGCGUGUGCAUCGUGCGGAACCUGAGCUACCAUGUGCACAAGGAGGUGCCCGGCGCCGACAGGUACCAGGAGGCUGAGCCCGGGCCCCUGGGCAGUGCUAUGGGCUCCCAGCGCCGGAGGAGGGAUGACGCCGGCUGCUUCGGUGGCAAGAAGGCCAAAGAAGAGUGGUUCCAUCAAGGGAAGAAAGACGGUGAGAUGGACCAGAACUUUGACACUCUGGACCUGCCCAAGCGAACUGAGGCUGCCAAAGGCUUUGAGCUGCUGUACCAGCCUGAGGUGGUACGUCUGUACCUGUCCCUCCUGACGGAGAGCCGGAACUUCAACACCCUGGAGGCUGCGGCUGGUGCUUUGCAGAACCUCAGCGCCGGCAACUGGGUGUGGGCCACGUAUAUCCGCGCCACGGUGCGCAAGGAGCGCGGGUUGCCGGUGCUGGUGGAGCUGCUGCAGUCGGAGACGGACAAGGUGGUGCGCGCCGUCGCCAUCGCCCUGCGCAACCUCUCACUGGACCGGCGCAACAAGGACCUCAUCGGGAGCUACGCCAUGGCCGAGCUGGUACGAAACGUGCGCAGCGCACAGGCACCCACACAUCCCGGGGCCCGCCUGGAGGAGGAUACCGUGGUGGCCGUGCUCAACACCAUCCAUGAGAUCGUGUCCGACAGCCUGGACAAUGCACGCUCGCUGCUGCAGGCCCGUGGCAUACCCACGCUUGUGGCCCUGGGCGCCACCAGCCAAUCAGUGCGCGAGGCGAAGGCUGCGUCCCACGUGCUGCAGACAGUGUGGAGUUACAAGGAACUUCGUGGUGCCCUGCAGAGGGAUGGCUGGACCAAGGCGCGCUUCCAGUUGGCUGCUGCUAACACCAAGGGGCCCAAGGCAGCACCGAGCCCCAGUGGCUUUGAUGACAGCACGCUGCCGUUGGUGGACAAGAGCCUGGACAAUGAGAAGCCAGGCAGCCGGGACAUGAUCCCCAUGGAGGCACUUGGGCCAGACGGAUACUCCACUGUUGACCGGAGGGAGCGGAGGGCGCGAGGCAGUGACCCUGCAGGGGAGGCCUCUGAGAAGGAACCAUUAAAAUCCGACACCAGCAGGAAGGCUCCUCCUCCUGGGCCCAGCAGGCCCACAGUCAGGCUGGUGGACGCCGUGGGGGAUGCUAAGCCUCAGCCUGUUGACUCCUGGGUCUAGCUUGCAUGCCUGGGCCUGGGCCCAGCUGGUCGUUCUUAGGAUUUGACCUCGGAAGAAGGGCCGUUGGGGCCCCCGCUGUGGAGCUGGGAGCCCCCUGGCGGCAACUGUCGGCAGGGCCACUCCUCCCGGAGCCUGACAUUCUGGAUGCGCCUCCCUUCCUGCCUGGCUCCCUCCCUCCUAACUCUUCGGAGUUAGUUUACUGACAUGGUGCUGUGUGUGUGUGAGACAGGCUGGCAGGGCGCCCUGCUUUGCUUUGGGGACGACAGGGCUGGCAGAGCCGGAGUGUAUGCACCACUGUGCGCAGGGCACCGAGGAGCAGGGCGGGCCCUGGAGCCCUGCAGCUGAGUGGGGAGGGGGCUCAGGGAACGGACUUUGACCCUGAGCCUGGAGGGUGGAGGGGCUGGCUGCUCUGGGGGCGGCACUCACAGCCUGACCCUGCCUGCCCUCGGAUGUGUGGAGCCCCAUGGCAGGGCCUCCCUGUGCACCUCUGACCCAGGGCCACCAUGCCCUGUCCUAUAGCCAAGCCCUGAGUAGCACCUUGGGGACUGACCUUUGCCAGCAGCAAGGGACUGCUGUUCAGUGCCUGCUGUUUGAGACUUUAAAACAGAAGAACACUGACAAAAAGCAUAAAAAACAGAACCAAAAUGAGACUGUAUUGGUAAACAUCUAAAUUUUUGUAAGAAAAGUUAAAAAUUAAAAAAACCAACAAAC
Vicugna pacos (alpaca) is the source of this 3754-nucleotide messenger RNA. The record is from RefSeq and is a predicted model, not a curated record. NCBI's taxonomy places the organism in Eukaryota, Metazoa, Chordata, Mammalia, Artiodactyla, Camelidae.